UUCUUACUAAUAGCCUAGUUUUAGCUCCACCCCUUAUCUUAUCCAGUAUCAAUAGUGAAGUACAUCAGAAUUUCCAUAGCUUUCCACCAACUCCAGAAACACACAGAUUGCUGAUAAUGGAAAAAGGAUUGUCACCCCCUCCAUAUCCUGGACCACCAAUGGCCCAAAACUACAUUUCCUACCAGACACCACAGGUUGCCUAUCAAACCCAACCAGUGGCCACUGUAUACAGUCCACCGCCCACACAGACAGUCAUGGGAUCCAGCGUAACCCAAACAGUCCAGUCACCUGGCAUUGUUUACCCAGCUCCAUUUGCACAAGGGCCAGUCAUGUCUUCAUCCACCGUAACUCAGACAGUCCAGUCUUCAUCAAUGCCUGGCAUCGUUCACUACCCACAGCCCACGGUCAUGUCGUCCACUGUAACUCAGAUGGUCCAGUCUACUGCACCUGCCCUGGCCACAGUGGUAGUUAUGCCACCACGACUGACUGACGUCCCGGGGCAGAUGAAAUGUCCUCACUGCCAGCAGCAGGUCGUCACAGAGACCACAUAUGUCAGUGGCCUGUUGGUGUGGGCCAUCUGUGGAGGCCUUGGCAUUUUAGGGAUCUGGCCGUGUUGUUUGAUUCCGUUCUGUGUGGAUUCCUGCAAGGACGUAGAGCAUCGUUGCCCAUGCUGCAAAACCCUUGUGUAUGUGCACAGACGCAUGUAGCUCCUGAAGCAAAGAUGGAAGACCAAAAGAAAACUACCACCAACAUCUUCUGGGGUCUCAUUUAUAAAAUACUUUUAUUGCUUACGCGAUUUUCCACGCACAUAUCGGGAUUUAUAAAAAAUAAACAGGUCGUAAACAUGUACGCAACGUACGGACAUUCUAGACCAUGCGUACGCACUGUUU
Messenger RNA from Sinocyclocheilus rhinocerous, 890 nucleotides. Its product is annotated as lipopolysaccharide-induced tumor necrosis factor-alpha factor homolog. The record is from RefSeq and is a predicted model, not a curated record. Gene Ontology annotation, molecular function: zinc ion binding. NCBI's taxonomy places the organism in Eukaryota, Metazoa, Chordata, Actinopteri, Cypriniformes, Cyprinidae. The transcript has 7 exons. Gene Ontology annotation, cellular component: cytoplasmic side of late endosome membrane; nucleus; cytoplasmic side of lysosomal membrane. Bases 117 to 707 code for a protein of 196 amino acids.